This is a messenger RNA of Aplosporella prunicola CBS 121167, 1557 nucleotides long. RefSeq lists its product as uncharacterized. Gene Ontology annotation, cellular component: membrane. Gene Ontology annotation, molecular function: transmembrane transporter activity. The transcript is spliced from 4 exons. Bases 1 to 1557 code for a protein of 518 amino acids. Lineage: Eukaryota; Fungi; Ascomycota; Dothideomycetes; Botryosphaeriales; Aplosporellaceae. The record is from RefSeq and is a predicted model, not a curated record. Gene Ontology annotation, biological process: transmembrane transport.
AUGGAUACGAAAGCAAAGGACGAUGAUGUCUCGGUUGUGAAGGCGCCACAAUACGCGCCUGAAGAAGGCGAGGUCACCGCCGUCAACGCAUCAGGCCAUGUUCAGGAACUUGACCGGAAUUUCAACAUUCUGAGCGCUUGUGCCGUCGGUAUCUGCACCGGAAAUACAUGGGCAGCUUUGGGUGGAAGCAUUGUUGUAUCCCUGUACAAUGGAGGUUCGCCAGGAGUAUUAUACGAACUUAUUGCAGCUUCAUUCUUCUAUUGGCUUAUCGCUGCCUGCAUCGCAGAGCUAGCUUCCGCAAUCCCUUCCAGCGCUGGUGUCUACCACUGGGCCUCCAUCACUGCCGGCCCCAAAUAUGGAAGAGUAGUUGGGUACUUUGCUGGCUGGUGGAACUUUUUCGCGUGGAUAUUCGGCGCAGCAUCGCAGUCUUCGAUCCUGGCCAACCUGAUACUCGCCAUGUACGGCUUAUACCAUCCGGAGUACGUCCCACAGGCUUGGCACACCUUCGUCACAUAUAUCAUCGUGACCUGGCUCUGCUGUGCAACGGUCCUUUUUUGCAACCAGGCGCUGCCCGCCCUUGGACAACUCGGCCUGUUCCUCAUCCUCGGCGGUGUCUUCCUCUCAAUACUCGUUUGCGCCAUCAUGCCCGGGACCUCGGGACGGGGGUAUGCCAGCGAUGGAUUCGUGUGGAGGGAAUGGCGCAACCAGACAGGCUACACGUCGGACGGGUUCGUCUUCGUGGCUGGCAUGCUCAACGCGUCCUUUGCCGUGGGAACACCAGACUGCGUCGCACACCUUGCAGAGGAAAUACCACAACCACGGAGCAAUGUACCCAAGGCCAUCGCAGCGCAAAUGACGGUCGGCCUCGCCACCGCUUUCUGCUACCUCGUUGCCAUCUUCUACAGCAUCAACGACUUCGAGGCCCUGCUCAAUAACACGUACACUAAUCCCCUCGCGGCCGUGUAUUUGCAAGCAACGGGGUCGCGCGCCGGUGCCUGCGGCCUGCUCGCCGUCGUCUUCCUCGCAACUGUGUACCCGUGCAUGGGCACGUACAUCACAUCAGGACGGAUGCUGUGGACUCUUGCACGCGACGGAGCGGCGCCCUUCAGCGCCACGCUCAGCCACAUCAGCGAUAGGCACAAGAACCCCUUCGCCGCGACAGUGGUAUGCGGCAUCGCGUGCACCAUCCUCGGCGCCAUCUAUGUCGGCAGCACAACGGCCUUCAACGCGUUCGUCGGGUCCUUCGUCGUUCUCUCUAGCUCGUCCUAUCUCGCUGCUAUCCUGCCGAACCUGCUCACAUCCCGGCGCUAUGUCACUCCUGGCCCUUUUAGCGUGUCGGGACGGAAGGGCUUGUUCCUUAUGGCUGUUAGCUGCGCGUACAUUGCCGUUUUCGUCGUAAUUUUCUGCUUCCCCGCCACUAUGCCUGUCACGCCGCAGAACAUGAACUACUCGUGCCUCAUUACUGGCGGUUUGACGAUCUUUGUCGCGAUGUGGUGGCUCUGGAUUCGCGGGCGUGGGUAUGUUGGUCCUGAGGCGCUGUUGGAUGGGGGGAGCUGA